GCUUGGUCUGUUUGCACAAAGAAAGAGAGAAGAGGGAGGUGAUAACAAACUGUAGGAUAAAGGUGAGGUUCCAUACAGAUAUACAGACAGAAAGAGGAUCAGUUUUACUCGGUCCACUGCAGUACAAAGAAAGAUGAGGUUCCUCAUACUGGCUGUUGUUCUCAUGCUGGUCGUAGCAGGCGGCACGGCCCUGGACUGCCACCACUGCACCCCAGCUAAAGCAGGAGGGGCCUGUGAGGUCACCGCGGUAACCUGCCCACCGGAGAAAGACGCAUGUGCUGCCGCCAAGUUUCGCAGAAGUCCAUACGGUCAUUUCCAAAAGUGCAUGUCCAUGUCAGACUGUGAGAUGCAGAAACAGAACGCCUACAUCAACAUCAAGUGCUGCCAGAAGGACUUCUGCAAUACCUUUGACUGAUCUGUAGCUGCCAUAUAAGAGCAUGAUUCAUAAACAUAUUACACAUGACUAUGCUUCUGAUUUGUGACUAUAAUAUUUGUGAUAUAAAACAAUAUUUCCUCAUUGAUUAUUUAGAUGUGCAAGUUACAAAUAAACAGUCUGUCUCAAUGUGGCAAUAGUCAUUAAAAUAAACUAAAAUAAAUGAUUUUUGGUGA
Megalobrama amblycephala (Wuchang bream) is the source of this 609-nucleotide messenger RNA. RefSeq names its product lymphocyte antigen 97, tandem duplicate 3 (gene ly97.3). The transcript has 4 exons. The record is from RefSeq and is a predicted model, not a curated record. The coding region runs from base 134 to 415 and encodes 93 amino acids. Lineage: Eukaryota; Metazoa; Chordata; Actinopteri; Cypriniformes; Xenocyprididae.